Messenger RNA from Panicum hallii, 1035 nucleotides. Its product is annotated as basic leucine zipper 19-like. Gene Ontology annotation, molecular function: DNA-binding transcription factor activity; DNA binding. Gene Ontology annotation, biological process: positive regulation of DNA-templated transcription. NCBI's taxonomy places the organism in Eukaryota, Viridiplantae, Streptophyta, Magnoliopsida, Poales, Poaceae. The record is from RefSeq and is a predicted model, not a curated record. Gene Ontology annotation, cellular component: nucleus. The coding region runs from base 1 to 762 and encodes 253 amino acids. The transcript is spliced from 4 exons.
AUGGCGCAGCUGCCACCGAGGGCGCCGAGCGCCGCGGCGCAGGACCCCUGGUCGGCGGCGGGCGAGUUCCUCGGGUUCGCCGCGGCCAGGCGCGGCGCGCACCGCCGCUCGGCCAGCGACUCGGCCGCGUUCCUCGAGGCCGUGCCCAUGGACGACGUCAUCGGCGGCGCCGGCGGCGACGACUUCGACCGCCUCGACGACGAGCAGCUCAUGUCCAUGUUCUCCGACGUCGACGCGCCGGCCGUCUCCGACGGCGCCGGCGGGGAGAGGGCCGGGGACGCGCAGCUGAUGGACAUGGGGGACGCGGAGGACGGAAUGGCGGCCUCGUCGCCGGCCGGCGCGCGCGCGGCCGCGGACGGCGUCGCCGACCCCAAGAGGGUCAAGAGGAUAUUGGCAAACAGGCAGUCAGCUCAGAGGUCACGAGUCAGGAAGCUGCAGUACAUCUCGGAGCUUGAACGCAGUGUCACCAGUCUCCAGAUGGAGGUGUCAGCACUGUCCCCUCGCGUGGCCUUCCUCGAUCACCAGCGGUCGCUACUCACCGUCGGCAACAGCCAUCUCAAGCAAAGAAUUGCGGCGCUCGCCCAAGACAAGAUCUUCAAAGAUGCUCAUCAAGAGGCACUGAAGAAGGAGAUCGAGCGGCUACGCCAACUGUUCCACCAGCAGCAGAUCAAGGCCACCACCGGCGGUGCCAACAUCGCCACUGCCGCCUCGAUGCAGGCCAGGCAAGAGCUGCUCGCAUGCGAGGGCGCCGCCAUUCGAUAGCAGAAAUGAUUGUCGAUCGGCGCAACGUGCGCCAACUUGUGCUGAGUUUUUUUGAGGGGCAGUUCAUCGUGUGGAAAGACACACCUGUUAGUAGUUUAAAAAUUUGUGCAGUCUGAUAUGUUGGCUUUGUUUGUUACUCCUUGAUUUGUAUGUGAUGUAAUUUGCUCAUCUUAGCUAAAAAUUGGGCUGGGAUGGGGAAUCUUUGUGAAUGUAUUGUUUGGACGGCCUCACAUUUGUGUUGGUAAAGAUUUUCCAAGGUGUUUGGUUUCUUCA